Molecule: messenger RNA, 2606 nt
Organism: Doryrhamphus excisus (bluestripe pipefish)
Lineage: Eukaryota; Metazoa; Chordata; Actinopteri; Syngnathiformes; Syngnathidae
Gene: arxa
Product: aristaless related homeobox a
Biological process (GO): regulation of transcription by RNA polymerase II
Molecular function (GO): DNA-binding transcription factor activity, RNA polymerase II-specific; RNA polymerase II transcription regulatory region sequence-specific DNA binding
Source: RefSeq, a predicted model, not a curated record
AGCCGCCGACACGUGUGAGCGCCAGGAGCCGGGAAGUGUGUGACAGAGCCAGGCGAGGCUGUCCUCCGUGGCGCGUCAGCCUCCACGCACACACACAGGCGCGCACACGUACACACACACUCACACACACACACACACACAAGGGGGAAGAUAGAAGAGAGGAGAAGCGUCGACAUGAGCGGACACUUUGAGGAAGACGUCCACGGAAGGACGGAGAGGAAGGGCAGUAAAUCUCCCACCCUGCUGUCCUCCUACUGCAUUGACAGCAUUCUGGGCCGCCGGAGCCCCUGCAAGGUGCGGCUCAUUGGAGCCCAAAGUUUGGCGGCGCUGCCCGGCAGAGGGGAGCUCGACAAGGCGGCUCAGGGGCCCACCAAAGAGUCGCUAUCCCUGGGGGCUGACAUGCACCUGCCCCCGAAGCUCCGCCGCCUCUACGGCCCUGGAGGAAAGUACCUCCAGGAGCAGGCGGACAAGCUGGAGCGAGAGCGGCUCCUCCUGGAAGGAGCCGCCGACAGCCUAAAGAUCAUCCAGGCCCCGCAGGUGAGCAUCAGCCGCAGCAAGUCCUACAGGGAGAACGCGUCGCUGAGCCGGCCUGAAAGCGAACGGAGCCCCGCGGGGGCUUCGGAGGACACCGAAAGCAGCGGCGGCGGCGGCGGCGGGGGCGGCCUGGUGGAGCUCGGCCCGUUGAAGUUCGAAGAGGACGCAGUGAAAGAGGAAGAGAGCUGCGGGGACGCGACGGCUCUGUCCCCGAAAGACGAGGAGAGGGAGAGCUUGAACGCCGGGGACGGGGACGUGAGGGACGGGGAGGACAGCGUGUGUCUGUCCGCGGGCAGCGACUCGGAGGAAGGCAUGAUGAAGCGGAAGCAGAGACGAUACAGGACUACCUUCACCAGUUACCAGCUGGAGGAGCUGGAGAGGGCUUUCCAGAAGACGCACUACCCUGACGUCUUCACCAGGGAAGAACUCGCCAUGCGUUUGGAUCUGACCGAAGCCAGGGUGCAAGUGUGGUUCCAGAACCGUAGAGCCAAGUGGAGGAAGCGUGAAAAGGCGGGCGUUCAGGCCCAUCCGCCGGGUCUCCCAUUCCCGGGCCCUCUGGCGGCCGGUCAUGCACUCAGCCACUACUUGGAAGGAGCCCCGUUCCCGCCUCACCCGCAUCCCGCUUUGGAGUCGGCGUGGACGGCCGCAGCGGCCGCCGCCGCCGCUUUCCCGGGUCUCGCUCCAGGUCACCAUAACGGCUCGGCGCCGCCGCUUGCUACCCCGCUCGGGUUGGGGACCUUCCUUGGCACGGCGGCUAUGUUUCGACACCCGGCUUUUAUCGGGCCCACUUUUGGCAGGCUCUUCUCCAGUAUGGGCCCUCUGACCAGUGCUUCCACCGCCGCCGCCGCCGCGCUCCUGAGGCAACCCGCCCCCCCUGUAGACAGCUCCCACGCGGGCCCCGUCCUCCCGGACCCGUCCCCUGCUUCCGCUCCUUCAGUUUCAUCAGCCGCGGCAGACCGCCGGGCCUCCAGUAUCGCCGCCUUGCGCCUCAAGGCCAAGGAACACUCGGCCCAGAUCACCCAGCUCAAUAUCCUGCCCCCCGGCGCCACGGGGAAGGAGGUGUGCUGAACGCAUCUAGAAGCCUCUUUCACCCCCCCGCCCCCACUCCAAAAAAAAAAAAGGCCCAGUUGACCCCCCCAACAAAGUAGCACACAGUGAUAAAUUAUUUGGUUCACAUUCUAAUGUGAGCCAAUACAAGACCUCCAUCAAAAAACUGCAGUUUUCAAAAAUAACUGAUUUUUAGUGUUUGUUGUUUGUGGGUGGGGGCGUUAAAGUGCACCACGUCAUUUUUGAGAUAUGUCUCUAAUAUUCGUCCCCUUUUAUGAAGCUAAAUAAAGUAAUCAAAACAUUAAAAACACCCCUGAAGUGCACUUUUAUUGUAGUAGUAAACAUCGGUAAAUUCUACAUUUUUUUGAUAGAGGUCUUGAACUGGAUGUAGAAACAAAUAUAAAACCACCCCCUUUAUUAAUAUUUGAAAACACAUCAUUGUGGCAUAUUAACGGUAUAAAUCUAAACAUCCCGAAUAUAAGACAACAUGUCUAUUUCAGACUUUUUUCGAGGGGGAAAAAUAUACUUUCUAAGAUGUACUAGAUUCACUUUACAAUGUUCCGAAAAUGUGUGAUGGUAUAUUUAAAGGGGGGGUAUCCCGUGCCUGCCUGCCUGCCUGCCACCCACCCAGAACCAAAGGAAACCGGUCCACAGACCUGACUUAAGUCUUCUCUCCAAGCACGCCCCCCCUCAACCACGAGUGGCGUGCUUUCUAAAGACUGUGUGAAAGAAAGCUGUACAUAAUAUGUAAAGCGGGACGACACGACAACAAGUCAUCAUUUUCCAAGCUUGUGUAUAAUAUUUCAGGAGUUUUGAUCAUUUGCACUCGGUGUAGUGUGUGAAGAAUGUGGAUCCUGUGUAGAAAUCUACUUGUGUUUUAUGAAUUAUUCGAUUUUUAGAUCAUUAUUUAUGUCCGUGCUAUAUGAGAACUGAAUGGACGCUUUUUAAUGAAAGUCAAAACGAGUUCUUUUCGGCAUUCAGGACACGUGAGAUAUUUUAGAAGUAUGAAUAAAAAAGUGCUACGA